Molecule: messenger RNA, 735 nt
Organism: Caenorhabditis auriculariae
Lineage: Eukaryota; Metazoa; Nematoda; Chromadorea; Rhabditida; Rhabditidae
Source: the annotation of a GenBank genome assembly
AUGGUUGCUGCUCGUCUGCCAGUCGAAGACCUGGAGAAACACCCACAGUUGGCUCGUGACAUCAAAAACCUGCAGAAUAAGACGAAAGACUUGGCUACGUCGCUCGAGAAGAGCAUUCCAGUCGAAGAAAACCUGCGACAAGGCCAGGAAUCGAUCAAUUCGAAGAUUGCCCUGCUGAAGAACGCCCUUGUUGAAUCGCAAGUCGACCCCGCACAAACAAGUGCCGCCUUGGAAUUGAUCACCGAUGAAGCCAAGAAGUUGAGAGACGAGGCAGAAGAACACAAGAUCAACGUCGCUCAGACGAAUGCCUUCGUUACGCACGACGAUCUCGACGGAUCUCUAGUUGAACAGGUCGCUGAGUUGCAGAACGACAUCCAAGAGAAGAAGCGUCUGCAAGCCGAAACGGAGAAGGUUCUUGAGUUAGCCCCGAAGGUCGAACUCAUCUCCCAGUCUCUACAAUCGAUGCCGAGUCAGCUUCCAACCACGCUGGACGAACAACAAACGCUGUUGGAAGAUAUGGAGAUCAAGAAACAGAAUCUCCAGAACCUGAUUUCGUCGAUGAACGAUGCUCCAGCGGCCGAGGAACUCAAACAGAAGAGCGAGUGGGACUUGUCCCGGAUCAAAGACCUUCUCCAGCAGCUUGGAUCUGCUGUGGGAGAUAAAUUGGCCGCUCUUGCUGCAUUCAACGCGGCUCGCAGAGAAGCUGAGGAAAAAGCUCCUGACCAUCACGGCUGA